Molecule: messenger RNA, 2300 nt
Organism: Bicyclus anynana (squinting bush brown)
Lineage: Eukaryota; Metazoa; Arthropoda; Insecta; Lepidoptera; Nymphalidae
Product: glucose dehydrogenase [FAD, quinone]-like
Exons: 4
Coding region: 120-2300 (726 amino acids)
Molecular function (GO): flavin adenine dinucleotide binding; oxidoreductase activity, acting on CH-OH group of donors
Source: RefSeq, a predicted model, not a curated record
GUGUUGGGACUAGAUAGACGAUAGUAUUUGUGAAUUGAGUCAGUCUUGACGCCUCUGUAGUUGCUGUUAUAAUCCAUGUCCGAGUCACGAAAGAUAUAAAGGAUUUAAUUGCUUUAACAAUGGACUCAAGGUUAAUAUGGACUCCACGAAAUAUAAGUGACAUUUGUAAAGAUCAACGAGCUCCAUUGACGUCAUGUUCAUCUACUGGUCUUGUAUAUUUAGCCUUACUAAUACGUCUGUUUGGUGGUGUAACAUACAGUGUGUCGUAUCCUAAAAAGAAUCCGUAUGAUAAAUAUAGUAAUAAGGUUUCUAAUCUAGCAUUUAGUAAUGAAGAAACUGAGUAUAACAAUCCAGUGAAACCUUACAAUCUUAAUUUUGACUAUCAGUUUUUACAAGGGAACCAUUACAAACAAUCAAGAAGAAAGCGCAACCAUCAGGAAUAUUUGUAUGAUACUAUCAUUCAACAUCCUCCAUCAUCAAGUUAUAAUGAACUUCAUCCACCUGAUACUAAUUAUAAUAUUCUUAAAGAAGAUUUAAAUAAAGCACCAGUGAUAAUAGAAAAGAAAAAGAAAAAAUCUAAACGAAAAUGUAGAAGAAAAAAGGAUGAAUAUGACUUCAUUAUAGUUGGCGCAGGAUCCGCAGGCUGCGUUGUUGCCAACCGAUUAUCAGAAAUUAAGAAAUGGAAAGUACUUCUGAUAGAGGCUGGUCCUGAAGAACCUGAUGUCACUAUGGUGCCAUCAAUGGCUACAGCGCUUAAAGGCUCAAACAUCGACUGGAACUUUAGAACUCAACCAGAGAAACUAACGUGUAGAUCAGCCAGAGGGCAAAGUUGUUCAUGGACAAGUGGUAAAACAAUGGGUGGUUCCAGUUCUGUCAACUUCUUGGUUUACAUGCGGGGAAACAGGCUCGAUUAUGACAAUUGGGCACGACUGGGUAACCACGGCUGGAGUUAUAACGAGGUACUUCCUUAUUUUAAGAAAUCUGAAAACCACCGAGACAUUGGAACUUCUCACAAAUACUAUCAUGGAGUUGGCGGACCACUUAACGUAGAGAGAUAUUCUUAUACUGAUAUAAACACAAUUAUGUUAGUGGAUGCAUUCAAAGAAAAAGGAGUGGCAUUAAGUGAUUUAAUAGCACCAGACAAUUUUGGAACAAAUAUAGCUUUUUCUACUUCUAAAGAUGGCCAAAGGUGGUCUACAAAUGUUGCAUUUAUUAAACCAAUACGCAACAAACGUACAAAUUUAAAUAUAAUAAUGAAUGCUCAUGUCACUAAAAUAAUCAUAGAUAAAGCAACAAAAAUAGCUCGUGGAGUAAAAUAUAUGAAGAACGGAAAGAUUUAUCAAGCAUAUGCUAGAAAAGAAGUUAUUAUUAGUAGUGGUGGAAUCAAUUCUCCAAAAUUACUUAUGGUUUCUGGUAUUGGACCUAAGGAGCAUCUAGAAAAUUUAAAUAUAGCAGUUUUAGCUAAUUUACCCGUUGGCAAAAAUUUACAGGAUCAUGCAUCUACAGAUGCACUUAUUAUAUCACUGUCAAAUAAAACUGCAACAUCUGUUACGUCUCAACAAUUGUUAAAUGAAGUUAAGAAAUACAAAAAACAACACCCAAAAACUGGACCGUUAGCAUCUACUAGCAUCCUGUCAAGUGUCGCGUUUAUAAAAACUAAGUAUGCCGAUGAACAUGCACCAGACAUACAAUUUCAUUUCGAUGCAAGAAAUGUUAAAGAGUUUUACUCAGAUCCCACAACUUAUUUGGGAACCAGCAUUUUCCCAUUUUCGUUCUACGAUGGCCUUGCAGCUAGACCAAUUUUAUUAGUACCUAAGAGCAGAGGGCACAUUUUGCUGAACUAUACGGACCCAGUUUAUAGUCAACCGUUGAUUUAUCCGGGAUUUUUCACAAAUAAAAUCGAUGUAGAUGUACUGGUGGAAGCGAUGCGAUUUGUUGUAAGUUUAGAAGAAACUGAAAUAUUUAAAACUCAUGGUGCUAGAUUUGUCAGAAAACCAGUACAAGGCUGUACAGAUUAUGAGUGGGGGACAUAUGAUUAUUUCUUUUGUCUACUUAUACAAUAUACCACUACUAUUUAUCAUCCUUCGGGCACAUGUAAGAUGGGACCUGUGUGGGAUAAAGACGCAGUUGUAGAUCCAAGAUUACGUGUGCAUGGCAUCAAAAAUCUUAGAGUAGUCGAUGCGUCAAUAAUGCCUGUCAUAAUAAGAGGAAACACAAACGCACCAACCAUAAUGAUCGCUGAGAAAGCUUCAGAUAUAAUAAAAGAAGAUUGGUUAGAGCACAAAAUAAACAUUGAAUAA